CUAUUCACAAUAACUCAUUUAAACGUUUUAUUUGGGUUUUACAAAGGUCUAUUUAGAACACUAAAAUCUCUUACGAGUGCAAACAGAGGUGGUUGCAACUAUCAACAUCUUUAUCUUUACUCUAUUAGUUAAUAAAUUAAAAUGAAAACGUUAAGCCUAAUCCCGCUACAGCUUCAGUUGCAACAAAGAGAAACAGUUUUAUUUUCUUGGUUGUGCUCGGCUGGCAAGGCUUAUAAAGCGGCUGAGCGGCGCGGUCCGCAUUACUAUCGUUCGCCACGCGCUCCGCACUCGUGCACCGGACGCCUAACAUUCUACUUGCAACGAGACGCUCUCUGGAUACUCAUUGUGUUGGUGUGUGAUGAGCAGCAGCAGAUGAUGUGUGGCUCGCUCCCGUUGCUUCUGGUGGCGCUCACCACGGCCCUCGCCGCGCCCUCCUCCAGCUUCCAGGAUAACUCGGAAAAGAUCAUAGUGCCACAAAAGCGAGCCGCGCUCGUCCUGGACCGGUUGCUGAUCGCUCUGCAAAAAGCUCUUCACGAGGACAGUCAGGUGAAGGAGAGCAGGGAGUGGCCGCGCACCGAGCCGCUCCGCAUCGACCUUGAGAACGGCGGGGACAUGAGGGAACAUUACGAGGAGGUGCAGCCCUUGAGCUUUGCUUUCGCCGAGCGCGAUGUCCCGUCUUCGGCGCCCGCUCUCAAGGUCGCGCAUGACAACGAUGGUGACACGAGUGGUCUGCAGAGGCGCGGGCAGGGCGGAGGACGCGGGCGCGUCCUGCGUUGCUACUUCAACGCGGUCACCUGCUUCUAGACCUAAAUCACGUUUUACUUUAUACGGCGAUCUUUACUUAUAUGUUUUCUGAUGCUAAUUGUUACACCGCGAUAUAUUGACUUCAACAGCAUGUUUACGUCACAUCGAAAAAAAAGUCUUAUCAUUUUAUUUUUAAACUGAUGAUGUUAUCCAGGUUCUGUAAAUGUUAACUCCGCAGAUUAGAUAUUUAUGUACUAUUCGAAUAAGUAUUAACAUUGAUGAUUGAGAAUUGAUGCUCUCUCGGCACCUAAAUGGUAUGUAUCUGAGCCAUGGAACGGAUAUUUUCGCAACAUGGAUGACUACUACAAGACUCUUUCUGCCCAGAGUCCCAUUUUGAAGGAAUUCGAGAGAAGACAGAAUAAUGCUAAAUAAAAAAAACACCCAUGUAUUGACAUGGAAACUACUUGCAAUAACUGGCAAUAAGUAAACCAACAGUUUUGUUAAUUUUCCAGAACACAGCGACGCGAUUUUUGUACAAUUUCCUUACCAUUGUUAAGGCUCUGAGUUAUCAAACAUAUUAAUUAAAAUAUUGUUUUACAAA
Molecule: messenger RNA, 1345 nt
Organism: Plodia interpunctella (Indianmeal moth)
Lineage: Eukaryota; Metazoa; Arthropoda; Insecta; Lepidoptera; Pyralidae
Exons: 7
Coding region: 142-804 (220 amino acids)
Source: RefSeq, a predicted model, not a curated record